This is a messenger RNA of Candoia aspera, 673 nucleotides long. RefSeq names its product C-type lectin lectoxin-Thr1-like. Bases 95 to 673 code for a protein of 192 amino acids. Lineage: Eukaryota; Metazoa; Chordata; Lepidosauria; Squamata; Candoiidae. The transcript has 5 exons. Gene Ontology annotation, molecular function: signaling receptor activity. The record is from RefSeq and is a predicted model, not a curated record.
UCCCCAGUCCUGAGGGGGCCCUCCCCCGGGCCUGGCUCCCCCUUCCUCUUCUCCUUUGCUCUUUGCUCCUCUCUGCAGGAAAGGAAGGAAGACCAUGGGGCGUUUCGCCUUGGUGAGCCUCGGCUGGCUGAUCCUGGCCAUCUCCCUAAGUGGGGCUGGAGCCCAACUCUGUUGUCCCUUCAAUUGGUACCCUUACAGUGGGUUUUGCUACAAGGUCUUCGAUAAGAAAUUCAGGACCUGGAAGGAUGCAGAGGUGUUCUGCACUGAGCAAAACGCAGGCUGCCACCUGGCCUCCUUCCAUAGUGAGGCAGAGACAAAUGCCAUCUUCAACUACUUGGAUCUUGUCGGAAGCGCUGGCCAUGUCUGGAUCGGACUGUCGCGUGUAUUCCAACACAGAACUUGGCAGUGGAGUGACGGCUCCAAAUUCAACUACACCAACUGGAAUCACGGAGAACCCAACAACUUUUUGAUGAAGAAUGAGAACUGUGUUGAGCUGUGGACCAGAUCAGGUGAGCCCAGGUGGUGGGGAGUCAGCCGGGGGUGCACUUCCAACAAUGAGGACAUGUUUGAUCCACCCUGGAAUUUCAGGUGGAAUGAUGAGGUCUGCAGUUGGUUCAGACAUUUCCUCUGCAAGUGCCCACUCGAGCCUGAGAGUGAAGGAAGUUCCGGAUGA